Messenger RNA from Colletotrichum godetiae, 406 nucleotides. RefSeq lists its product as uncharacterized. Bases 60 to 383 code for a protein of 107 amino acids. The record is from RefSeq and is a predicted model, not a curated record. The transcript has a single exon. NCBI's taxonomy places the organism in Eukaryota, Fungi, Ascomycota, Sordariomycetes, Glomerellales, Glomerellaceae.
CCCAGAGAAAAUCUGCACCUCUAUCGUCAUGUGUUCAGCUUGUUGAUCCAUUCCAUUCUAUGCAUCAGGUAGGGGAAGCUAUUUUUUUCCUCUCUUUUGUCUGCGUGCUCUGGACCCAGCACCCGCCGUUGGCAGGGUCUCCCUCAACUAGCUCUUUCCUUAGUUUAUUCUUCCCUUUCCUUUUUUUCAUGACCUUAUUCUGCGCCUUUUCUCCAUCUGGAGAUGCUUUCUUGUGGAUGUCCGAUUGUGGAAUGUGGACCGACUUAACUGGUCUUUGGACGAUUUCUUUCCCGCCAACAGCAAGGCCUUUGCUUUUGGUUGGGGUUUCUUCCCAUGCUCAAUGGCGGAUGAGAGAACCGAAGCCAAGCCAUAAGUACCUAUAGUCAUGUCUUCGAUCAGCAAAAGU